AUGUCGCAAUCUAACCUUGCACCAUAUGACAACAAUGUUACAGAUCCUCUGCAUUCCUUGUCCCCUGAACUCUCUCAGCGGCUUAAGGAUCUCCUGGAUCGAGCCUUGCUCGGGUUCAUACGUCCAAAUUCCAUGUCUCAGUUUGCUCAACAUGCUCCUGAGUUGGCAAACUUCCGCGAGGCCAUGGCACAAGGAAAUCCGGAUGAUGAUGUAGAAUUUCUGCGUCGCUUCCGAGAAUUCAUUCCAACCACAGACUACGAACCUUACAGGUCGUACAUAGCAAAGUUUUUUGCGACCCCUUGCAAGAAGUCUGACGUAGAGAACUUGCUCGCCCCAGGAUUACCCUACUGCUUAGUCGUUUCCAGCGCGACAUCUGGAAAAGCAUCCAAGGCAUUCCCGGUAUACCGACCUGCACCGCACCUUUUGCGUCCUCCUCCACACUUGUCGCUUCGCCACUCAGAGGGUAAUACCUUUUCACUGUCUUCUUUGAGUGUCGGGCAAGCCCUGAAGAUGGAUCUUGAGGACGGUCAGACCUCUAAGAUAUUACCGGUCUGCCCUAUAACUGCCGGGUUUCUGCGAAUGGAGAUGGACUGGGAUGUCGAGCAUGAUAUGGACAGACUCGACUUAUGGGUUCCGGGGAAAGCGGAUCCUUACGCGAUUUCCUUGGUGAAGGAUUAUCGUUCUUUCUUCAUUUUGAAUGCGCUAUUUGCACUAUCAGUCCGUCGGGUGACAACCAUCCGCUUUGUCUAUGCCAGUGUGUUCGUCAAUCUUUUGCAAUACAUAGAGGAUGAGUGGACUUUACUCAUCGACUGCAUCGCGAAAGGUAACAUCCCAGAGAUGGACAAAAUAGACCACGUGCGAGAACCUUUGGAGAAACAUUUUACUCCAAACCCUAUUCGUGCUGCUGAACUUCGCGAAAUUGGCCCCCCUGUAAUCCAGGGCUGGGCGGUCCGUGUGUGGCCUGACUUGAAAAAUUUUAUUGGGAUCACUGGAGGCCCCGCUGCUGCAUCCGUUCCAAAGGUCACCCACAUCCUCGGGCCUUCUGUUACAAUGCAGGCUUUUUCUUACGGUAGCUCAGAAUGUUAUCAUAUCGCCUUCCCGUAUUUCAACGGCAACCCUAAUACCGACUUCAAGAUAACACCCAUACAUGGAGUCACCGAGUAUCUCGACGUGCGUUGCAAAGAGCCUUCAGAGCGUGUAUUGUCCGCUUGGGAGCUUGAGACAGGAGGGCAUUACGAGGUCGUCUUGACGACCCGCAAUGGCUUGUGGAGAUACCGCCUUGGCGAUGUCGUUGCUAUUAAAGGCUUUGCGCCGGACGAUGGAUUGCCUGUCAUCAACUACCUUCAUAGGCGAGAUGCCUCACUUGGACUAGCGUGUGGAUCAACAUGUACGGAGUCGCAACUGACGAACGCGAUCGUAUCUGCCUCUGAACGAUGGAUCGGCCAAAUCAUAGGUUUCACCGUUGUGGCAGACGACCGAGACACACCAGUUACCUAUGGGUACUUGGUAGAGAUUGAAGGGGAAAUAGGAAAGGACGCCAAAAUGGCGACACAGUACAUUUUUGAAGAACUGAUGGCAAACAACGACUAUCACAUGGCUUUUUGGCAAGGGAGAGGAAGGAAGCCAACCAUUCGUCUCGUGGAGAAAGGCACGUUCACAGAGUAUCGCAGUCAGAAAUGCAACAAGACAAACGUCUCGAUGAGCCAGGUGAAGGUUCCAACCGUCUUGUCCGAUCCAUCAUUUAGGGAAUGGAUCCUGCAGAAAGUUAUCAUGGAGUUGUAA
This is a messenger RNA of Suillus bovinus, 1782 nucleotides long. Its product is annotated as GH3 auxin-responsive promoter. NCBI's taxonomy places the organism in Eukaryota, Fungi, Basidiomycota, Agaricomycetes, Boletales, Suillaceae. Gene Ontology annotation, cellular component: cytoplasm. Gene Ontology annotation, molecular function: acid-amino acid ligase activity. The coding region runs from base 1 to 1782 and encodes 593 amino acids. The transcript has 7 exons. The record is from RefSeq and is a predicted model, not a curated record.